AACAAAAUGAUAAGCCGCCAUUUGGUUUAGUGUUAUGAUUGGAUAAUUGAUGUCACAUGUCCGGAAGUGACCCAUGGCUGCUUCGUGUCAUGAGAAAACAGCUUGCCUCUCGACGCUGGAGCCUGUUGCAUACGUGAACAAGAAGAGCAGGCUGGAUGAGCUUCCACCCGGCGGGAAGGACUGGAACCCCGGCUGUGGCGGACCGGUGGACAAACCCUUCAGAGGGUGGCUGCACUCCAGUGAGAAGAUCUCUGGCCUAGGAGUGACAUACAUCGUUAAGUGAAUAAAGAGAAGGUUCUUACCUGCACUGCCAGGGAAUGGUUUCUUCCACUAUCCUGCAAGCCUUCCCUGAAUGAGUCAUCCAGCCGGCCGCUCAUUGGACGGGAGCGCGCCAUCCCGAGGGAUUGCCUUGCAAUAGCGGCGGCGGCACAGUGGAGUGGCCUUGCUUCCAUUCACAGAAACGUUGGUAUGCCAGACUGCUAUGUCAUUCACAGCCAGGACUAUAAACAUUGACUUUUGUCUCUCCCAGACCUCUCUUUUUGUGCGAUCAAAUUAUUGUUUUUUUUUGUGUUUGUUUUUGCUUUGUUUCUGAGGGGAGAAGGCAGAUUACCCCCCCCAUCCCCGCCACCCACCCCCGCCUUCUAGACUGCAGUGCGAAAUGCAGCAGAGUGAGGGAGAGCGGAAGCUGCUCAUGAAUGAGUGUCGCUCGCUCCUGUUCUAGAAGGCUAGAGGACAUUUUUACAUGAAUGGUGUGUGUGUGUGUUUGGGGGGGGGGGGCUGCGCUUUCUUACCUGCUGCCACGGCGACCGCAGAUGCUUCAUCAUCAGCGGCGCCGCUCUUAAGAAGACCUUUGCGCUUUUUUCUUCUUCAUUGACUCAUCCUCGCCUGAGGAAGAUGACGUCCAUGGCGGGUUUAUUUGGGUUGUAUCAUCCUCAUUGCUGGAGUUGCCUCGUUUAAGAUCCGAGUGCUUAAUUUCACAUUUAUUAUCAUGAUAGGGAGCCACAUUUUAUUUUAGUGAUUUAUAGUUACUGUUUUUUGUUUUAAAAUGGCUGACAAAUACAGUUUAGUUGAAUGAUGUUCUUUGAACUGGAUUUUGCAUCAUCUGAAGCGAGUAUUUUAAAUAGCUACAACGCAGAUUAACUUCACCUAUCACCUCAUAAGAAUAGAUUUUUUUUUUUUAAUGAUAUAUCAAACAAAUUGCUUGGGGAUAAAGUCAAACAAUUACCGAUCGAUGAUCAAGCUACCUCUCUUUAUGCCAUUAAAAAUAUAUUUUUUUCAAGUAAAAUAAAUUAUGAAAUCGACUACCACUACAUUUAUGUAAUAUAAAAUCAAACACUUUAAACAGCUGUGGGAUUUUACUUAUUUUUCGUGGGAGUUUUUUUUCCCUCCCUCCCCCUCCCUCCCUCCCUCCCUCCAACAGGAAGUGAUUUGCAGUGUUCAGCAAGCCUUUUGUUGAGAAGGUUUUCUCACACCAGUGAGUCAUGCUCCAGCUCUGAGCCGGCAGCAGCUAGGAAGGAAGGCAGCAGCCAGUUCCAUUCUGUUGCCAUCACCUUCAACGCCAUUUGUAGAUUUUUGCUUGUUUUUGCCUGGCUAGAAAUCAUCAUCAUUGUUGUCGUUGUAAGCAGCAGCAGCUGCAGCAUCACCACUGGAAACCACAACAACGACCUCUCCAUCCUCCUCUGCUUCAUUUCCAUGGAUUUCCACUGUGUUUUUCUCUCUUGACUGGAUUGAAGCGCCAUAUUUUACCGAUCAGGAAUCGAGAGAGGUGGAUUGUGAUUGCUACGAGGCGUUUGCUGCCACCGCCGCCACGCCUGCUGCUGCCAUGUUACAGGAGAGGGUAAUCAUCGCGGCAAGGAGCCGGGUGGCGCAUGUCGCUUGAGGCGCCGCGAGAGAGCAGAGGCGAAGGGUAUGCUGCACCGCACUAAAUACAACCGCUUCAGGAAUGAGUCGGUGACGUCUGUCGAUGACAUCGUCCACGGCCUGUCCAUGAACCCCAAGGUGUCAGCCAGCCCCGAGACGCCUUACGCUCCCCCGGCCGACGUCCAGCCCUCGGCCGCCUCCAAUGCCGCCGGCGCUUCCGACGAUGGUGGUACGCCCCUGUGCACCCUUAUCAACAAGGUCUCCAACCUGAAGUUCAGCAAUUCAGGCAGCCUGCUUGGCAUUAAAGGUCUGCCCUCUGCAGUCAAGGACCUUGCAGUGGCCAGGCUGCAGGGUGGCGGGGGUUCGGGGUCGAGCCCCGGAGCGGCGACCGCAGGGGCGGCGGCCUGCCUCUCGACGCUGGAACCUGUUGCAUACGUGAACAAGAAGAGCAGGCUGGAUGAGCUUCCACCCGGCGGGGAGGACUGGAACCCCGGCUGUGGCGGACCGGUGGGCAAACCCUUCAGAGGGUGGCUGCACUCCAGUGAGAAGAUCUCUGGCCCAGGAGUGACAUACAUCGUUAAGUAUCUGGGUUGCAUUGAAGUGCUGCGAUCAAUGAGAUCUUUAGAUUUCACUACACGAUCACAAAUAACAAGGGAGGCCAUCAGCUUUGUUUGUGAGGCUGUUCCGGGGACCAAAGCAGCUCUGCGGAAGCGAAAGCCACCAUCCAAAGCUCUGUCCAACAUCCUGGGGAAGAGCAAUCUGCAGUUUGCCGGCAUGUCCAUCAACCUAAACAUCUCCACCAGUAGCCUCAACCUUAUGACGCCGGACUGCAAACAGAUCAUAGCCAACCAUCACAUGCAGUCCAUCUCCUUCGCAUCCGGUGGAGACCCUGACACCACUGACUUUGUGGCCUAUGUGGCAAAGGAUCCUGUUAACAGAAGAGCCUGCCACAUCCUGGAGUGCUCGGACGCGGUGGCCCAGGACGUCAUCAGCACCAUUGGCCAGGCCUUCGACCUUCGCUUCCAGCAGUACCUGCAGUGUCCUUCUAGCAAGCCUUCCUCCACGCACGACAGGGUGUUCAACGUGGAGGAGUUGCCGUGGACGGAGGAGGAGGAAGAGUCCACGGAGCAUCCGUACUACAACAACAUCCCUGGGAAGGUGCCGCCACCUGGAGGCUUCAUCGACACGCGGCUGUCCAAUCAGAAUGCGCCCUCAGAUGGAAGCCAGAGGAGCUCAAACUCUGUGGAUCAGAACUAUUACCAAGGGCGACAUUGUGGAGAAAACUGGACAGAGGAGAGAAAGUCCAUUUUCAUACAACAAGGGUCCUUGGAUAUAAGCAGUGAGAGCAAAGGUCCGGCGACAAAAGCAGGCGAGAUGCCCACGUACAUGAACACCCAGCAGAUCGACGAGCAGGUGCUGGCGGCGCUGCAGGCUGAGGCGGAGCAAAUGACUAAGGGCAUGGCGGCCGCGGCCAGGGAAAACCCUCAGACAGAUCUGUUUGACAUGAAACCCUUCGAGGACGCCAUCCAGUCGCAGCCACAAGCGCCUUCACAAAUAUCAGCCCUGCACAAGGCCACGUCAGUGGACAACUCCAGUCCGCUUCUGGCACGCUCCAUCGCCUUCCGGGCACAGGAGGAGCUGGAAGGCCAGGCGUGGUACCGCGGCAAGAUGAGCCGGCGCGAUGCGGAAAAGCUGCUGAACGACGACGGUGACUUCCUGGUGCGCAAGAGCGCCACCAACCCGGGCUCGUACGUGCUGACCGGCAUGCACAACGGGAUGGCCAAGCACCUGUUGUUGGUGGACCCCGAGGGCACGGUUCGGACGAAAGAUCACGUGUUCGACAGCAUUAGCCACAUGAUCGGCCACCACCGUGACAACAACCUGCCGAUCGUGUCAGCCGGGAGUGAACUGUGUCUGCUGCAGCCGGUCGUAUGGAAGCAGUGACCCGCCGCCCGCCCGCACGCCGCGCCCCACGAGGGAACUGGAAGCUCCGAACUUUCCUACCUGCCAUCUCACAAACUUGAAGCGUGAGGGAAGCUGCUGGAAAAAAAACCAAGUCGAUACCGCCUGGGGAAAAAAGUAACAUUUAUAAUAGAACUGUUAUUUUAUCGUGAUGACUGAAAUGCUAUAUUUUUGUGAAGACUUGUAGGACACACAUGAUAUCUUGAUUUGAUGUUUCAAACGAUAAUACGUUCUUGUAGUUUCGACAAAUCAAGCCUCGACGAGGUGUGGACCAGAGUAUUUUAGAGUAUGAAAGCUACAAAUAUUCCUUUUUGUCUGUCAAGCACAAUUUCUACAUUUCUACUGCUAUACAAAAAAAUGCCAGAGCCCCAAACACAAAAGUUGUUUAUGAAGGAGGAAAAAUGUCGCUUUGUCGUAGUCGGAAUGCUCGCGCGCAUCCUUUAUCGUGCUCUCCGUGGCUUAAAGAUUGUUAUUUUCAAAUUGUUACCUUGCGACAAAGGAGGAAUGGCCACGUUGAAAAGACAAACAGAUGUUUUUAAAAAGAGAAAACAGUUGUAAUAUUACCAGCCUUUGUAAAAUCAUUCCAUUUUCAGAAAAAUAAGUCUGUGUUUUGACUAUAAAAAAAGUUACAUUACAAACUAAACGCUUAUUCUUUUAUUCUUUUUCUUGAAUAUUACAAAGUCAAUGGUAUGACUUUAUUAAUGCAAUAUUAUGUAUUUCAAAAUAUUCACCCCUUUCCUCAUAAAAAUCCUAUUCUUGCUAUAUUAUAAUUACAUUUUACAGUUUAUUCUUCUUAAAUGACAAUUUGAUUUGUAAGGAACUGUAUUUUAUUUAGGUAAUAUUACAAUUUUGUUUUAAGCUAAAAAAAAUUCUCCUAAAAUUCGGACCUUAUUUUUUUUAAAAUUGUUCUUAUUUCUACUGUAUCCUGGCUCCGUGACUUUUGACUCAGAAUAUUGUUUUUUUUUCUUUUCAGUGAGUUUUAAAGGGGGAAAAAGUUGAAAUGUUAGAAAAAUGAAGGCUUAAUACGGCCAGAAAAAAAAAUCGAAAUGUUAUGACUAUAAAGAGAAGUCCUAAUGUUACAAAAAUGAGCCCAGCAACUAUUAGCUUUACAUAUUUAUUCUUAAGACUUCUUUAAAAUUAUGAGAAUGUAGACAUAACAUUAUGACUUUAUUCUUGCAAUAUUAUGACUUAGAAAUAUUAUUUGUGUGUGUGGGGUGGGGUGGGGGGGGGGGGGGGGGGGGGGGCAAAAUUACAUGAUUUUCUCAAUCUUAUGACUAUUCUUGAAAAAUGUGUAUUGUUUUUCACAGACUGCAAAUUUAUUCUCUUGACAACCAUUUUUUUUGUGAAGUAAUUACCGGUAACAUAAUUUUACACACUUAGUUUCUUUUACAAAUGAUUUUCGAGUAAGACUUUAUUUCUUUAAUAUUAAACCAAUAUAGUCAUGUUACUUUACGCUUGCAGUCAUGACAUAAAGUUAUGUUGUUUCUUGUAAAAUUGAUUUAUUGUUCCCGUAAUAUGAUAUAACAUAAACAUGUUAAAAAAUUGAGAAUAUACUGUGUGUAUGUAUGUGUGUGUGUGUGUGUGUAUAUAUAUAUAUAUAUAUAUAUAUAUAUAUAUAUAUAUAUAUUUACAUGCACACAGUAUGAUGACUAUUCUUGAAACAUUCUCACUUAUUUUUCCCCUCAUAAUAUUAUGCCUUUAGUCUCGUGAAAUUACAACUUUAUUCUAAUAAUAUGGACAACUUUUUAGUGAGGGAAUUAGUUAUUUUUCUCGUAAAAUUUCUCCUUAAGGCUAACAAAAUUCCAUUUUUGGGGGACUUUGUCACAAUAUUUCCACUUUAUUCUCAGACUUCAGAAAUCAAUACGUCGAUGCCCUUAAUCCAGCGGCGAGUCUUGUGUGUGCUAACACUGUAAAAUAAUCCCACUUUGAUUUGCACGAUUUGAGUUCUUUAGUAGGUGUCAGUGAUUGUUUCGGGGGGGGGGGGGGGGGGCUUUGAUCACAUUGUUUUGAACCCAACUUAGUUAUUACGAGUACCACGUGUGAAUAGCACAAUCACAGCGAUGAAUGAGACGUCAUUUGCUUUGUCACCAAAGAGACAGAAGAAGAAGAAGCAGGCCCUCCUCUAGGUGUCAGCACAGACUUUCUACUAGAAUUUAGCCUCAUUUCCUCACGAUAGUAGCAAAAACAUGAUUAUUUCUCACUCCGUUGUUGAUAGCAAAUGGACGGGGGUGCGUUCGAGUGCAGUUGAACCAAAAUCGGCAUGCCUUUCAAUGGGUUUUGAUGAGACUAAUGCAAUGUAAUGCCUGUAGUUUUGCUGCAAGGGGGAGUGUACAGUACGGGUUUGCCACAUAACACAUCCAUUCAACAGAAUUGACUGAUGUUGGAAAACCUUCAGGAUACAAUCUGCAGCAAGUUUAGCGGAGGAAUUUUGGGUUGGGGUAGAGUUAAAGUUGGGCACUUUGCUUUUUUCAUAAUUGUUUUAAUAUGUUGUCAUUUUUAAUUUGAAUUUGUCAGUAGUAUGCUAAACAAGUUGGUUUAAUUGAAAAAGAAAAGACAAACAUACUGGUAGAUCUCCAUAAAUUAGUAUAUGGUCAGUAAUAACAAAUAUACACUGGAUAUAAAAUGUUAACACACUCCUGUUCAAACGCUAGGUUUUUGUGAUAUAAAAAACGAGACCAAGAUAAUUUAAAAACUUCCACCAUUAACGUGACCUAAAAUAUAUUUUCGUGAGGGGAGGUAAAAAUACACAAAUGCAGUAAAUAUGAAUAAACAACUGGUGUAAUGUGGCGUCAGAAGUGUGCGCACCCUCUUAUAACUGGGAUGCGGCUGUGUUCAGAAAUUCUCCCAAACGUGGGAAAAUAUGUUAUGGUCUGGUAAAAACCAGGGUUGAAUAUUUGUUACCACAAUUUUAAAACGCAUGUUUGGCACAAACACGAACCUGCUGAUCACCAAAAGAACACCAUAGCUGCAGUGAAGCAUGUUGGACGAAGCACCAUGCUUAGGGGAGUUUUUAUUGUUUUAUUUUUUAAAGAUGAACCUGCGGCCUUCGUCAAGGUGGAGGGAAUGAUUUACAGUUCCAAAUACCAGUCAGUGUUAGCACACUGUCGUGAAAAGCCUACUAGAACAGCAGACAUUUCUUUGGGCUUAAUCGGAGGCACUUGAAAUGGUGGCAGGUAUGUGCUGAGUCCAUUUUAACAUGAGUUUGAAUGCGGUUCAUUCUGAACCCAGCCAUGUUGGAGUAAUAAGAGGGUCUGCAACCACAUGAAUUAUUUGCCCUUUCCCUCUCAAAAAAGACACGUUAUAGGCCACAUGAAGAGUGGAAAAAGUUUGGAAAUACUUCUUGGUCUCUUUAAAAAAAAACAAAAAAACCUGUCAUUUGAACAGGGGUGUGUUGACU
Phyllopteryx taeniolatus (common seadragon) is the source of this 7219-nucleotide messenger RNA. RefSeq names its product SHC (Src homology 2 domain containing) transforming protein 3 (gene shc3). Gene Ontology annotation, biological process: intracellular signal transduction; cell surface receptor protein tyrosine kinase signaling pathway. The record is from RefSeq and is a predicted model, not a curated record. NCBI's taxonomy places the organism in Eukaryota, Metazoa, Chordata, Actinopteri, Syngnathiformes, Syngnathidae. The coding region runs from base 1909 to 3804 and encodes 631 amino acids. The transcript is spliced from 14 exons. Gene Ontology annotation, molecular function: receptor tyrosine kinase binding. Gene Ontology annotation, cellular component: plasma membrane.